AGAUAGUAUUUUUAAAGAGUUAAGUUUACUAACUGUUAGUCAUUAAAAAUAAUUAUUUAAUGGAAAAUCAACGGAUAACUAAAUAUGUGAAAUCUACCUCUUCUUUGAAUUCUAAAUAAUCUCCUAAAUACAUCUAAUGUAAAAUAGAAUAACAUAUCAAAUAGAAUCAAAUUUGCUCACUUAGCAACAUCCAACUUAAAUAUUAAAGAAAUCUGUAUAAUAAAAUAUUCCAUUGAUACCACUUAAAUAAGUAAACAACAUACUUCCAACAAGAGAAACUCCUAUUUUCAAACAAAAUUAAGAUGAAAUAUACUCUUACUCUAAGUAAAAAAUCAUAAAAAUACCAAAUUAGAGAUGCCAGUUGUUUAAUGGCAAAAUUAGAUUCCCUUAUAGAAAUUAAAUCAUCAGAUAGUCCUAUAAAAAGUCAAGUCUCUCCUAUACCUUCUAUAUUAUAGAGUUUAGUAGUUCAUAAUUAAACUAAUGCUCCAAAAACUUAACUUUUAUAACAAGUUGCUUGUUCUAGUUGUGUGGAACCAUUUAAAAUUUAUAAUAAUAACAAAAAUGUUGCACAAAGUUAAUAAAUAAUUUAAACACAUUCUUCAAAAAGGAAUUAUGAAACUAUGAUUGAAACCUUAAUGAAAGAAUAAGAACUUUUAGUUAGAUAAUAUACUGAUAAAAUUACAAUUUUAUAAAAGAAAACCUAAGAACUUUAAAAUGAAAACAACAACUUAAUUUAAUAAAAUUAGUUAUUUUCGGAAUAAAAUUUAUAGUUAAAUGAAGAAAUAACUCACCUAAAAUCAAAAUAAUUUUCAAUCAAUAAAACUUAAUAAAGUUUAGAUAAAGAGAAGACUGUAGAAUAUUUUGAGAAUCAAUUAGAAUAGAAAAAAAAAGAACUUAAUUAAUUGAUGUAGAAAAUGAAUGAAAUUCUUUCAAUUAGUUAGAAAACUGAAGAAAAAAAUAAUGAUUUAUCAUAACAAAUUAAUACUAUUUUAGAAUAGAAGGAAAAAGAAAUUAAUGCAUAUUUUACAUAGAUAACUAUUUACAAAUAAACAAUCUAAGAUCUUGAGUUUAAAAUUACAUAAUUUAUUUAGAAUGAUUAAACAUAAUAGAAAAUCUUGAAGGAAGCAUAAAAUAAAAUUGUAUAGAUAGAACAAUAAGAGAAAAUAAAAUAAAAUUCAUUGCAUUUAUAAUAGUAGAUAAAAGUAAAAUAUUAUUUUAAAUUAAAUUAGAUAAAUGUAAAAGAAACAUUUGAAUAUAAACAAUUAGUCUUGGAGUUAGAUAGCAAAAAUGUUACAAUAUAAGAAAAAGAAAACUAAAUUGAAACUUUAAAGAUUAAAAACUAGAUGAUUUAAUAAUAAUUAAUACAAACAUAAAUAAGUUAGACAUCUUUAAAAGAACAUUAAGAGAUAAUGAUAUAAAGAGAAAUAGAAAAUGAUAAUUUAAAAUCAAAUUUGAUUAACAAAGAUGAAGAAAUUUAGAAAUUAAAUUAAUAAUUAAAAAUGGUUAGAAAAGAGAAGGCUAAAUUAUCAAUAAGUUUAAUGAAUGCAGGAAUGGCUAAUCUUAUGAUGGUAUCUUAGAGUUAAGUUUAAUAAGAAGAGAUUACAGUUUGAAUUGAUUAAAAAUUUAUUUAAAAAUAAAAAC
Paramecium sonneborni is the source of this 1641-nucleotide messenger RNA. The record is from the annotation of a GenBank genome assembly. Lineage: Eukaryota; Ciliophora; Oligohymenophorea; Peniculida; Parameciidae.